Molecule: messenger RNA, 2855 nt
Organism: Leopardus geoffroyi (Geoffroy's cat)
Lineage: Eukaryota; Metazoa; Chordata; Mammalia; Carnivora; Felidae
Exons: 2
Coding region: 159-1112 (317 amino acids)
Source: RefSeq, a predicted model, not a curated record
UUGUCACUUGCUAAUUAGUUAGGAGUGACUAAUCGGAAAACAGUGGCAAGGCAGAGAAAAUACUCCUAUUUUCUUGGCUUUCCGUUGUCCGUGGUUACUGAGAACCCUCUGGAUUUAUCUGAUGGAGCUGGGGGGAGGGGGCACACGGUGUGCACAGAAUGGGAGUGGGAUUCUUUGUCCUCUCCUGGGCAAAUACGGGAAAUGCUGGGGGCUGUCACCACAGAAAAGGGCGGCAGCUUCAUGUAGGAAUGACAGUGUGGUGGUCACCAGUGAGCAAAACCAGGGUCUCUGGAGCCCCUGACCUUGGUCUUCUAGCAAUUUCUAACUCUGACCAGGCAAGCCAUAGGAGCACAAAAUCCCCACUGAGUUCAGGCCUCCCCGGCACCAGAAGCUAUGUGACUAACCACACCAAGAACACAGAAGGUAGGAUGAGACCCGCCUAUGCAGUCCUACCCGAUGCUGCCAAGCUUUCAGGGUCAAGAGCAGCAAGCAGCCAAAGCCCCCACUGUUCUCCUGAGCCCCCCGUGGGCAAGGCCACGCCUCCCCAAGCUGGGGGACAAGCCAUCUAUGGCCUGCCCUCUCCCAGCCCGGCCCCCAGCCAAGUGCACCCCGGUCACCCGUGGACCUCACUGCAACCUCCCGCAGCUGCCUUAACUCUCCCCCUUUCACAGAGGAGAACCCUGAGACUCCGUGCACAUGACUGGCCUCAGGUCACAGCGAGGAACAGGCAAAGCUGUGCGUCCAACCCAGCUGUGUAUCCGCUGCGUAUGAAAAGGAGAGGCGAAGGAGAAGGGCCAACAUCGGCACGUGCCAGGUGCCUGGAGGACAUGACCUCGGCCCUACAACCACGGCGCGGGUGGGUCACAUCGCACACCACAACACUUACACACGCGCACGCACAGACAGGUACACACAUGUGUGUGCGCGCAUGCACACAGAGCUCACGCAGGCACGUGUUAAAUAUGAGCGUGCACGCACAUGUGUGUGUACAUGCACGGUUUCUCGACAUAGAGGGGACGAGGGAGCCGGUCGGCACCCUGUGCCCUGCACCAGGCCCAGAGUGCCAGGUUUGGCAAAGGCCAGUCCUUGCCACCUCUGCCCUCUGGGGUUGAUUGAAUCACUGAUGGUGGUUUCCAAAGACAGUAAACAAACAAGGAGGCCUCAGGCCUGCCUCUCGGGGCUGCUUCCCCAACACCCCCACCACACUCUCGCUCGCUCUCUCUCUCUCACACACACACAGCCCAGCCCUGGCAGGGAAGAGAGGGAGAAAUCUACUUGGGCACGAUUUCGCGGCGGCCCUCUGCGUGGCUCCCGACCUGGUGGGCCGUCCAGCCGGAGGCAGGAAGUGCAGAUGUGAAACAAGGGCCCGCGUCGGCCAGGCUGGCAUUUUCCAGGGGAAAGUUCUGUCCUUCGGAUGAUUUACCAGCAGGGCGAGGUUAAUCGUGGCCUGUCAAGUACAAACGGCUCCCUCCGCCCUCAAGCAGGCCGUGGUGUGCCAGCAAGUAAGGCCAGGCUCGGCUCAGAUGCCCUGCUUCCGUGCGGCCCCAUCUGUGCACCUACCGCCCCGUCUGCUAAGGAACACACACCGGUCUGUAUCCAAAGCCGCUAGAUCUGGACCGCCGAAGGCAGAGAGCUUUUCCAAGCGCCUCACCUUUGCAGCCCGCCCAACACAACUUUCCGCAACGAUGGAAAUGGUCUGUGUCCAUCCUGGCCGGUACAGGAGCUACUACUACCCACAUGUGGCCAUAGAGUCUCUGAAAUCUGAAGAACCGAACUUUUAAUUUCGUUUAAUUUUAGUUAACUCCCAACAGCCGUAUGUGGCUAGUGGCUACCAUAUUGGGCAGCGCUGGUCUAGAACAAUGCCCAGAGCAUAGCAGGUGCUCGGCACCCGCGGGUUGGUUGAAUGAAUGAAUGAAUGAACGAAUGAAUGAUGUUCAUUACCCUACUUUAUUAGCCCACAUUAUAAGCAUCUGACAUCAGUCUUCUCCAGCAGGCUGAGAGCGCCGCGAGGGUAGGACACAGCCUUUGCUCAUCACUAUAUCCCCAGCGUUUUGCGUGCUUCCUGAGACACAGACCCUCAGUAAACAUUAAUGAAACAGAUGAACGCGUGCACGAAUGCAUGGCCUGCCUCUCAGAGCCUCGUUCCCUUUGCCGCCAAGCCCACAGAGAACAGACGGAAGAGAAAGCAGUCUGCUGGACUGGCUCCUGAACAGAUUUCCAGCCCGGUUCUUCCUUCCCACCUCAGAGACCGUCUGGGCCCCGCAUCCUGGGCUCCGUCUCACCGGGUGUCCACAGUGAGCGGCCGCCACCAGAGUGAGACGUCCUUUCUCGGGUGUCCUUCCCUCUCCCCCUGACGCCAGGGAAGAAGCCGGGGAAGUCUGCUGGCUCUAGACUCAGUUGAAGAGCAGUACUCCUCCUUCCCCUGGGGCCGCCGUUCCCUCCCCUCCCUGCUCAGGCAGCGGGGUCCCCUCAGGAGGUCUCAGAAAAAUUAUUAACUUAUAACAAUGAGGAUGAGUGUGAGCUUCUAUUAUCAAUCAACGCCUUUCAUCCCCGACCGGUGGCUGUGAUGUUCUGCAACACUGUUAUUCACAGCGAGCGAGCGUCAACUGUGUUUCUCCCCCCGACUGGCUGCCCCACUUCCUUCUGAUGUAGGUCACGAUGGGUUCUCCCUGCAGUCACUAGGUGUGCCUCCGGGGGGCGGGGGGGGGGGAGUGAUACCGCUUGGAGCAAAUGUAGGAAUUCUCUUACAGGCAUGUGGGGGACCCUGUGCUCUGUCAUUCAGCUGAGACCCAGACUUGCAACCGCACGUGGAAAUCCCGUGCAAAGAUCCUAGGGCACGUGGGAGGGCAGGCAGG